Limulus polyphemus (Atlantic horseshoe crab) is the source of this 2651-nucleotide messenger RNA. RefSeq names its product solute carrier organic anion transporter family member 4C1-like. Lineage: Eukaryota; Metazoa; Arthropoda; Merostomata; Xiphosura; Limulidae. Bases 54 to 2099 code for a protein of 681 amino acids. The transcript is spliced from 9 exons. Gene Ontology annotation, cellular component: membrane. The record is from RefSeq and is a predicted model, not a curated record. Gene Ontology annotation, biological process: transmembrane transport; sodium-independent organic anion transport. Gene Ontology annotation, molecular function: protein binding.
CGUGUUACUCUAUGUUGAAAGUAAUGCAUUAGGCGACUAAUUCGUCUUCGAAAAUGUCUUCCAAGUCCAAAUCUGCCUCUGUCCUGCAGCAGUUUUCGCCUGUGCCUACUACCGAGACCACAUUUGAGGAAGAAUUGUCAGAGAAUAAUGAUGAUGUACAAUGUGGAAUUGGAAGGUUUAAACCGAGGUGGCUUCAAAGAUUCGCUAAUCCAAAAGUAUACCUGAUUAAUUUUUGUCUACUAGGUUUCACUCAAGGUGCGUAUUUUACUUAUCUCAUUGGAAUUCUAUCUACCAUAGAAAAGAGAUUUGCCUUUGAAAGUAAAAUUACUGGAUUAAUCCUCAUAGCAGAUAACUUAAGUCCAAUUUUUACGAGCUUCUUGAUUGGUCACUUUGGUGGCUCUGGACACAGACCGAGAUGGAUAGCAGCAGGCAUGUUUAUUACAGCUGUCAGUUGUUUUGUAUCAGCCUCUCCUUAUUUUUUCUUUGGAGCCGGGGUUCACUUGCUGGAUCGGUCUGACAUUUCCCUCAACAACGCUAGCAGUCAACUUUGUGAAAUUUCAGGAAAAGAAUGUAUAGACGUAAAACUGUCCUCAACUAUUCCAGCAGUUUCGCUGUUCUUCACAGGUAGCUUUCUUCUAGGUUUUGGGGCCGUGGCUUAUUAUUCUAUAGGAACCCCUUAUCUAGAUGAUAAUGUUGCCAAGAAAGACUCACCUCUAUAUUUUGCUGUUUCAUUUGCCCUUCGAUUGUUUGGACCAGCUAUAGGAUUCUUAUUAUCAUCAGCAUGUCUUCGUUUGUAUGAGAAUCCAACUUAUGAUCCAGGAUUUGGGACAAAAGAUCCACGAUGGAUAGGCGCGUGGUGGUUAGGAUUUGUUAUCCUUGGCCUCGCUUUGAUAUUAUUCACUCUUCCAAUCUGUCUUUUUCCUCGACGUCUACCUAGGAAAACUGGAAAUACAAAGGCUGAAAAGGCUCGUAUGGAUCAUAUCUUGUCAGAAAAAAAUAAGGCCUUUAAGGAAAAACUCAAAGAACUCCCAAAGGCCUUACUAAGAUUGUUCAAGAAUCCUAUGUUAAUGUGCCACACAUUAGGAUCAAAUUUUCGAUUCAUCGCCAUGUUUGGUUUCUACAUUAGUAUGCCAAGAUAUGUAGAAAGUCAGUUUCGACAGUCGGCUUCAUCUGCGAGCUUUUAUUCAGGUACAAUCAGUAUAUUCACAAUGCUAAUAGGAAUACUUGGAGGAGGUGCAAUAAUACGAAAAUUUAAACCUAGACCAAAGUACCUCACCGGCUACAUGUUUGCGGUGGAGGUCAUCGGUAUUCUCGGCCUCUUAGCAUCGAUGUUUAUUGGAUGCACUUCUCUCAAUCUCGCAGGAUCCACCAUCUCUGAAAAUGGCAUUCAGUUGGAAAAUAGCUGUAAUUCUCAUUGUGGAUGCACGACAAGAGUUUUUAAGCCUGUCUGUGGGCCUGAUGGUGUAUCUAACUAUUUCUCACCAUGUUUUGCUGGCUGCACUGGCGAGACUGGAGAAGGGAAGUCUAUAGUAAGGUUUCACAAACUGCAGCUGUGUAGUAAACGAAAUGAACACUUUUCCGAGGCAGAGGUCACGAGCAAAUAUUGUCCCUUUGAAUGUGGAAACUUUGUUUUCUACAUCGUAGUACUUUGCAUUGGCAAGAUGAUUUCUGCUACAGCUAGAGUAGGAAACACUCUCGUAACUCUUAGGUGUGUGGAACCAAAGGAUAAAAGUCUUGCACUUGGAGUUCUUGAGGCGUUUUUUUGUCUAUUUGCAUUCAUCCCUUAUCCCCUAAUUUAUGGCGCCAUUGUCGACUCUUCAUGUUUGGUGUGGGAAGAGACAUGUGGAGAAACGGGAAACUGCUGGAUUUAUGACUCUGAGAAAUUCCGAUAUUCUCUCCAUGGAGCAUCUCUAGCGUUUCUUACCCUCAGCGUUAUCUUCGAUUUUCUGGUCUUUCUUUUAAGCAGCCGAUUGAAGAACUUUUAUUCUGAAGACGACGGUAAAGAAUCACAAAUCGAUAAAGUUCAGGAAGAAUUAACAACAGGUCAUCUAGGGGGUUCUAAUACAGUUUCCUUAAAUAGCAUCCCAGCCUCACUGUGAACAGUAUCAAUAGUGGCCAUUUUUGUUGUGUUUUUUUUUUUACUUUUUAUCAACAUAAGUUACUCAAACAUUUCUUUAUAACGUGCCUUCAUGUUUAGUUAAAGUUUUGUUUUACAUAUCUGUGUUUGUUUGUUUUUUUUAAUGAGCGGAACAUUCCUUAUUUUAACACAUCCUAUUUUUAUUUUUACACUUCAAACAAAACUUGUUCAUGAAUGAACAUGUUAAGUUGAAACAUUCAAUACAACUUGCAUUUUGUUUGAAAUUAAACCUUACUAUUAUUACUGUAUCAUAUGGUUUUACUAUAACAGUCAGAUAAAAGAGAUACUUUGUUUACGAAAAGCGUGUAAUUUCAAUAUGGAGCACACAAGGAACCGUUUUACAACACUCGGUUUCCUGCCAACGAAAAUGGAAAGAAAAUGUAUCUAUCCCCCGUAGCUAUAUCAGUACAAUCAGUUACUUAAACAAGAAGAAAUGUUAUCAUUUUGUGAUGUCUAAUGCUCUUUAACCAAACUGUGACUUUGUAAGAUAUGAAGUAAAUGUUUGGCUGAGAAA